CGCCAGAGCCACAAGCAAAGGUAAUGGUAAUAAGUGAGGCAGAUGUGAUAUGCUUUUGGUCAAAGUUUGAGAACUAAACUUAGACUUCCCGAUGGGUACUCCUCGUCAUUAUUAUGACCAUUCUAAUUUAGACUUUGCAAAGAGGAAGUAGGGUUUAAGUGUUUUGAGUUAAUCGAAUUUUAGUAGUUGCUUGGCUUUUUCGACAUCAAUAAAAGUUGUCCCCUUUCAAUCGACAAAAGAGGACAAGUUUUGCCUGUGUUGAUAGUAUAUGCAUUUUUUUACUAGGUUUUUUCCUCUUCUUCUUCGUUUAUCGAUUUUCCAAAAGCUUUUCUGAUGAAGGACGAAAACCCUGUUAACACCAGAAGUAAAAUUAAUUUUAUCUCAUUUAAGAUAAAUUGAACUCUAAUUUUAUAAUAUAUUUAUUUUUUCACUUUUUUUUGGAGGGUUCGAGGCUGUCAAAAAGAUGUUGAAUACCAACGUCGCCCCCAUUCCUCCAGCUGGAUUGCAAUGUAUUGUUGCAUUGCCAACUCUAGAAACUCUUUUAAGUGCUCAAUCAAUAAGAUUUGCCUGCUAAAAUUCCGGGAAACACUUAAAAACCACUAUGCUUUCUUGCCAAUAGGUGAUUUUCGGUAUCAACCCUAAUACCCGUCUUUUGAUUCUUUUAAUUACAGCACCGAUUGUGUUGGUCCAUUCUUGGCCAUUGGCAUUGCCCCCACAAGAAGCAAUUACUUAACAGCCAUAUAUGUCCACAUGGACAAUAUCCAUAAUCAGUAACACAGAGAAUUGGUUGGGAACUACCUGCUUCAUAGUUCAUCCCAUUUUUGUCACACAUUAAUUUGCCCGAGAGCCACGAUGCCAAUCGAGACAAGACACGUGUUGAUUUUUUUUCUUGUGGCAAUAGUCCAUCGAUUCUUUUAGGUCGUAUGGUCAUUGCCAAGCAUCUUCCUGUUUGCCAAAUUGGGAUGAGUAAGUCUCUUUUCACCGCUUUUUGCGCAGCCCACUUUUUCAAAUGCGUAAAGCAUAUGGAAAAUGAAAUGACCACCUCUUUUUUGAAGCUUUGAGUUCCGUUGCUUGUAAAAUUUGUGAGACAAGUAGAGCUAAUCGUGAUUAUGGAGUGCGUCCUCUGUCUAUUAGUUACUUGCCUAUUUAUUUUCAUUACUAAGUUACAGCUGGUUUUGAUCUCAUUACAUUAUUUUUAACACUUUUGUCAAUGAGACAUAAUUGAAGGUAGUUCCGUACCCUGAAAUUGUAGUUGAUAUCAUCACAUUAAGCAUAGUUGGUUUGGUGUGCAUUACACAUUUUUGGACUAUGGACAUAAAAGCUCCAACCUAAUGCUUGAUUAAAAGACCUGGACAUCUUUUUCUUAGUUCAUUAGUCCUAUAAAAACCCUCUUGCCCUCCCAAUACUCUCGUCCCAACCCCCCCUCUCCCUCUCUCUCUGAGCAUGGAGCUGGAGCUAACUCAGUUAAGUGGAGUGAAAAACUCCAGCCUCGCUCAGCCAAACACUACUCACACUCUCCACCAUUUCCCUCCCCAACAAAAACCACCACAUUUCCCCUCCAUCACCCACCCAAACCCUGGUUUCAGCACCCUCCAUGCACACCCUUACAUCUCACCUCCUGAUUUCACCGUGUCGUCGACCCCCUUUGGCAGUUUCUUCCCCAAUCCCCACCUCACUGACGAGCUCUCUCCAAACCCAUUUCUCCGCAACAACUCCGCCGCCUUUGAUGAGGCCGGCGAAGAUCACGUCGACCAACCUCGUCGCUUUGACCAUGUCGGUAACGUUGUCCAUGAGAAGAAGCUGAGGAGGAGGAUAUCGAACCGGGCGUCCGCAUGGAGGUCGCGGCUGAGAAAGAAGAUGCAGAUCGAAGAGCUCCAAAUGCAAGUGGACCAGCUCCAAGGCGCCAACAACAAACUCUCUGAGAAACUCAUUAGCCUUUUGGAGAGCAAUCACCAGAUCCUCCAAGAGAAUGCUCAGCUCAAAGAAAAGGUCUCUCCGCUCCAGGUCGUGGUGACUGACCUGUUGAGCCCCUUCAGGAAUGUGUAAGAAAUUGCUUGCAUUUUUUAAGUCCGAAGCAUCGAACUGAUCGGUCUGUUGGCACAUGGACAAGUUAUAUCAGAUAUGGUAAAAAAGUUUUGCAGACGAGAGUAUAGAGAGAGCACUAACUACAUCAAUGGCUCUUCAAUACCAAAUAGUACUUUAUGUUGGCUAUUAUCGUAUGCACGGCUUGCAAGAUUUGCUGCACUUGCUUGAAUGAACAAAUUGAAAAUAUUAAGUUUAGAGUUUGUUA
Messenger RNA from Syzygium oleosum, 2290 nucleotides. RefSeq names its product basic leucine zipper 43-like. The transcript has a single exon. Lineage: Eukaryota; Viridiplantae; Streptophyta; Magnoliopsida; Myrtales; Myrtaceae. Gene Ontology annotation, molecular function: DNA-binding transcription factor activity. The record is from RefSeq and is a predicted model, not a curated record. Bases 1444 to 2046 code for a protein of 200 amino acids. Gene Ontology annotation, biological process: regulation of DNA-templated transcription.